GGCCGCACUGAGCGUUCCGUCUGUUUGCGUCGCUGCUUCACCAAUAAAAAAACUGAGGGGUGUGACCGGGAUCCGAGGCCCCUUCCUAGUGGGACCGUCGCUUAGGGAUCAUUUAGUUAUUUUUCUCCUCUCUCUCUCUCUCUCUCUCUCGGUCUCUGUCUCUUCCCCCUUUUCAUACCAUCUCCCUCUCUCCUUCCCAGGAUAAGCGCCGGAAGUUUCCUCUCCUAAAUCGUGCUGGAAGAAAGGGAGGGGCCGGGUGGGAGUUUGUGUGGAACCGCUAGGGGGAUGGAGGGGUGAGUGAGGAGGGUUCAGUCAGCUAAGACGCGCGAGCAACGAGCGGCCCAGAGGACGCCGCCGGCGCAGAGAACCAUAACGCGAGGAGGGAGGAGUGAUGGGGGGGAGACGCGUAAGGGGUUACAAGGGCGCUGACGGAAAGGAAGACCGUUUUUAACUUCUGGUAAAGGACGGAGCAGGGGAGAAAAGGGGCAGCGCGGCCGCUUUGGGCAGCGGCUGCCAGAACUGCCCCCUCCCGGCAGGCCCCCCCCCGCUGGGCGGGGCUUGAGAGUUACACACCCUCUUCCCGGGCCCCUCAGCAGCUACUGCGGCAACACAAGGGGAGGAUCGCACGCGUGGCCCCGCCCUGGGGGAGGAGCCACGACACCUCCCCUGCUCCCCCUCCCCCUUCCUCCUUCCUGACCUGCGCGUUAAGCUCUCUCCCUCGUUUUGCGCCGGAUUACGAAAGGAGACCGGUGCGGGCUGAGGCUGCGUCGCGGGGACCCUGGGCUGGACGGCUGGGGCUCCCUUAGGAGCUCCGUUCGGCUCGUCUCCCCCCGCGCGGGCCUCAGAGAGCGCAGGCCACCGUCUCCCCCCGCGGGCCCACUGAAAGCCGGCGGCGGCGGCGGCUGCGACGACGGACCAUGAAGGCGCUCGGUCCCUGCCCCCGACUGCUGCUGGCCGUCGGCCUGGCGCUGCUUUGUCCCGUGCAGGUAUUUUCACAGUCAUGUGUUUGGUAUGGAGAGUGUGGUGAGGCAUCUGAAGGCAAGAGAUACAACUGUGAAUAUUCAGGUCCACCAAAACCAUUGCCAAAGGAUGGAUAUGACUUAGUGCAGGAACUCUGUCCAGGCUUCUUCUUUGGGAAUGUCAGUCUUUGUUGUGACACACAGCAACUUCAGACAUUGAAAGAUAAUUUGCAACUGCCUCUACAAUUCCUGUCCAGGUGUCCAUCCUGUUUUUACAACCUGAUGAACCUCUUUUGUGAGCUAACCUGCAGCCCUCGACAAAGCCAGUUUCUGAAUGUUACAGCUACCAAAAGUUAUAUUGAUCCCACCACAAAUGAGACCAAAACAAAUGUAGAAGAACUCCAGUACUACAUUGGACAGAGCUUUGCUGAUGCCAUGUAUAAUGCCUGCCGGGAUGUUGAGUCCCCCUCCAGUAAUGACAAGGCCCUGGGCCUUCUCUGUGGGAAAGAUGCAAAAGACUGUAAUGCUACCAACUGGAUUGAAUACAUGUUCAAUAAAAAUAAUGGACAAGCACCUUUCAACAUCAUACCUAUUUUUUCAGAUAACUCUCUUUAUAAAAUGGAACCAAUGAACAAUGCUACCAAAGGCUGUAAUGAGUCAGUGGAUGAUGUAACUGGGCCUUGUAGCUGUCAGGAUUGUUCUAUUACUUGUGGGCCCAAACCCCAGCCCCCACCACCUCCUGUUCCUUGGCUGAUAUUUGGCUUGGAUGCCAUGUACGUCAUUAUGUGGAUCUUCUACAUGGGAUUCUUGCUUGUGUUUUUUGGAAUGUUUUUUAUAGUAUGGUGCUACAGGAAACGGUAUUUUGUCUCUGAAUACACACCGAUUGAUGGCAAUAUAGCCUUUUCUGUUAAUGCCAGUGAUCGAGGAAUGGCUUGGCUCUUAACCUCCAACCUCCCUUCCUCUCCUGCUCUUCCAGGGGAGGCUUCCUGUGGUGAUCGCCUUGGGGCAGUGUUUGAGAGCUGCUUGACCCAGGGGUUUACAAGAUGGGGGUCUUUCUGCGUGAGAAACCCAGUGCCUGUCAUUAUCUGCUCCCUGUUCUUCAUCGCAGUCUGCAGUUCAGGUCUGGUGUUCAUGAGACUCGCUACCAAUCCAGUCGAUCUUUGGUCUGCCCCCAACAGCCAAGCUCACUUGGAGAAAGAAUACUUUGACACCCACUUUGGACCUUUCUUCCGUACUGAACAGCUUAUAAUCCAGGCUCCACACACCAAAGGGCACAUUUACCAGCCAUAUCCUUCCGGAGCUGAUGUUCCUUUUGGGCCCCCCCUGGACAAAGGGAUUCUGCACCAGGUGCUAGACUUGCAGACGGCUAUUGAGAACAUUACUGCUUCUUAUAACAAUGAAACAGUGACACUUGAGGACAUCUGUUUGGCUCCCUUAUCUCCUUAUAACAACAACUGCACUAUCCUGAGUGUACUAAAUUACUUUCAGAACAGCCAUUCUGUUUUGGACCACCAAAAAGGAGACGAAUUCUUUGUCUAUGCAGAUUAUCACACCCACUUCUUAUACUGCACAAGGGCUCCUGCCUCUUUGAAUGAUACAAGUCUGCUUCAUGAUUCGUGUUUGGGAACAUUUGGUGGGCCUAUUUUCCCUUGGCUUGUCUUAGGAGGCUAUGAUGAUCAAAAUUAUAAUAAUGCUACUGCCCUUGUGAUUACCCUUCCUGUCAAUAAUUACUAUAACAACACUGAAAAGCUACAGAAAGCCCAAGCCUGGGAAAAAGAAUUUAUCAGCUUUGUAAAAAACUACAAAAAUCCAAACCUGACUAUUUCUUUCUCUGCCGAACGAAGUAUUGAAGAUGAGAUAAAUCGUGAAAGUAAUGGUGAUGUUGUCACUGUUCUAAUUAGCUAUGCUGUCAUGUUUUUAUAUAUUUCCAUCGCCUUAGGACACAUCAAAAGCUUUCAUAGAUUCCUGGUAGAUUCUAAAAUCUCCCUGGGAAUUGCAGGUAUCCUGAUGGUACUCAGUUCAGUAGUGUGUUCUCUAGGUCUCUUCAGCUACAUUGGAAUACCCCUCACCUUAAUUGUCAUUGAAGUCAUCCCGUUCUUGGUGCUUGCAGUUGGAGUAGACAACAUCUUUAUUUUAGUUCAGACCUUUCAGAGAGAUGAACGCCUUCAGGGGGAAACACUAGAUAAACAACUGGGCAGGAUCCUGGGGGAAGUGGCUCCGAGCAUGUUCCUGUCAUCAUUUUCAGAGACUAUAGCCUUCUUCUUAGGGGCUUUGUCAACCAUGCCAGCUGUGCGAACUUUUUCUCUGUUUGCUGGAAUGGCUGUUUUCAUUGACUUCCUCCUUCAAAUUACUUGUUUUGUGAGUCUUUUAGGCCUGGACAUUAAGCGUCAGGAGAAGAAUAAAUUGGAUAUUCUGUGUUGUGUCAGAAUUGCUGAAGAUAGAACCGAUUCCCAGCCAUCAGAGAGCUAUUUGUUUCAGUUUUUCAAAAAUGCCUUCUCUCCAUUUUUGCUGAAAGACUGGAUGCGGCCUAUUGUGAUAUCUGUAUUUGUGGGUAUUCUGUCAUUCAGUAUAGCAGUUCUCAACAAAGUGGAAAUUGGCUUGGAUCAGUCUCUUUCAAUGCCAGAUGACUCUUAUGUAUUGGAUUAUUUCAAGUCCCUGAACCAGUACCUACAUGCAGGUCCCCCUGUGUAUUUUGUGCUAGAAGAAGGACAUAACUAUACCUCUUUAGAAGGGCAGAACAUGGUGUGUGGUGGAAUGGGAUGUAACAAUAAUUCACUUGUGCAGCAAAUUUUUAAUGCUGCAGAACUAGAGAAUUACACAAAGAUAGGAUUUGCCCCUUCUUCCUGGAUUGAUGAUUAUUUUGACUGGAUUAAACCCCAGUCUUCCUGCUGCCGAAUUUAUAAUAUGACAGAACGGUUUUGUAAUGCUUCAGUUGUGGAUCCUUCCUGUAUUCAUUGCCGGCCUUUGACUCCAGACGGCAAAAGGAGGCCUCAGGGUGAAGAUUUCAUGAAAUUUCUGCCUAUGUUUCUUUCUGACAACCCUAAUCCUAAAUGUGGCAAAGGAGGCCAUGCAUCAUAUAGUGCUGCUGUUCACUUCAAAAACAAUUAUACCGAGAUCGGAGCCACGUACUUUAUGACUUACCACACUGUGCUCCAUACUUCCUCUGACUAUAUUGACGCCAUGAGAAAAGCAAGGAUGGUGGCCGCUAAUAUCACCGACACCAUGGGCCUCCAGGACAAAAACUACCGGGUCUUCCCCUACAGUGUGUUUUACGUCUUCUAUGAGCAAUACCUGACUAUCGUGGAUGACACAAUCUUUAACCUUGGUGUAUCCCUGGGAGCAAUAUUCUUGGUGACUACAAUACUCCUGGGCUGUGACCUGUGGUCUUCAGUGAUCAUGUGUGUUACAAUUGCUAUGAUUUUGGUCAAUAUGUUUGGAGUUAUGUGGCUUUGGGGCAUCAGUCUGAAUGCCGUUUCCUUGGUCAACUUGGUGAUGAGUUGUGGUAUCUCUGUGGAGUUCUGUAGUCACAUAACCAGAGCAUUUACUAUGAGCACAAAGGGGAGUCGGGUAGCACGUGCUGAGGAGGCACUGUCUCACAUGGGCAGUUGUGUUUUCAGUGGAAUUACACUAACAAAAUUUGGAGGGAUUGUGGUCUUGGCCUUUGCCAGAUCUCAAAUUUUCCAGAUAUUUUACUUUCGGAUGUAUUUGGCUAUGGUCUUGUUGGGUGCCACCCAUGGCUUAAUAUUCCUCCCAGUAUUACUUAGUUAUAUAGGGCCAUCAGUGAAUAAAGCUAAAAGCCGUGCUGCUCAAGAACGAAACAGGGGCACUGAACGAGAACGACUCCUCAACUUCUAGUCCUCUAGGGGAGCUGAAAAGUCAUGUGGUUUAGGGUGGGACAGUCUGGUUGUCCUGGGAAUGGUGGGGUUGGCACUAUUAACUUGUGCACUGGACAUCAAAGAACACCACCAGCUUCAGACAUGGUUUUUAAAAAACUCAGGAAUGUUCAGCUUAGACUUGUGCGAAAAAACAUUACUAAAUCUGAAUGCAUCAAGAGGACACUGAGACAUUUUGGAGAAGCUAGAAGAAAUAAAUCUAUUAUCUCAGAAAGCCAAAAGUGAUGGCCAAUAUUGGUGGGUAUGAGAAUAGACUGCUCACUGCCACUUUUUUUUUUUUUUUUUUUUGGUAAAGAAAAAAAAAAAAACAAAUCAAUGCAAUUUUUUCUCCCUCUACUUUUAGGGGAAAUACCCAUUCAUACAGGUUCUGCACCAUAUUUUUAGUAACUUUACAGAAUAUCAUGUAUAUAUGCAUGUAUGUGCCAGUGUAAGUUUUCAUAUACACAUACACAUAUAUACAUAUAUACACACACAUACUUUCUAACAUUUUGUAGUUCAAAGAGCUUUAUUAAUGCAAUAAAUUAACUUUGUUCAAUUUUUGUAAAAACUAGCAAAUGACUUCAAAAAGUUGUAGGCUUCAUUAGAGCUUGGUCUCCAAAAACCUGUUUGAAAAAAGCAACAUGUUCAUCACAGUGUUCUCCUGUAAAGGAAAAUAAAAUAAAGACUGUUUAGAUCACUAUUCAGAGGAACUUCAGAUUAAAAAUAGAUUGGGGGGGGGAGGGGAAAUGAAACUACAGCAAACACUUGCAGUUGGUACCUAUGUAUGAGGGGUUUUAACUUAUCUUCUUUAAUAAAAUGCUAUAUUUUUCUUAA
Messenger RNA from Sarcophilus harrisii (Tasmanian devil), 5665 nucleotides. It is a transcript of the gene NPC1, whose product is annotated as NPC intracellular cholesterol transporter 1. Gene Ontology annotation, molecular function: lipid carrier activity. The transcript is spliced from 25 exons. Gene Ontology annotation, cellular component: membrane. Bases 918 to 4814 code for a protein of 1298 amino acids. NCBI's taxonomy places the organism in Eukaryota, Metazoa, Chordata, Mammalia, Dasyuromorphia, Dasyuridae. The record is from RefSeq and is a predicted model, not a curated record.